This is a messenger RNA of Rotaria sordida, 777 nucleotides long. NCBI's taxonomy places the organism in Eukaryota, Metazoa, Rotifera, Eurotatoria, Philodinida, Philodinidae. The record is from the annotation of a GenBank genome assembly.
AUGUUUGAAUGGAAUCUCAAUUUAUUGAUAACAUUUUUUUGGCUUUCAUUAUCAGCUAUAAUACUUUUAUCCGGUAUAUGGUUAUUAAUUGAUUGUCAAAUGGAUUUAUCAAUAAUAAAUAUUAUUCUCCAACGUUUAUAUCUUCAUAAUAAAUUAAAAAAUCAAGGUAGUAUACCAAAAUCAUAUUAUAUACAUUUUUAUAUAAUUGGUUGUAUAAUAAAUUUUAUAUUAUUCCUAUAUCAUUUAUCAUAUUUUCUACUUUUUAUUUUAUUUAUUCUUCAUAUAAUACGUCGUUUAUAUGAAUGUAUAUAUAUAAAUAAAUAUAAAUCAAAAAUAAAUUUUUUAUAUUAUUUUUAUGGAUUAAUACAUUAUCCAUGUGUUGGUUUAACAAUAAUUAUUGAUUAUAAAUAUUCAUAUACAAAUAUAAAUAUUCAAAAAUAUUUUUUUGCUUUAAUAAUUUUUUUUUAUGCAAGUUAUAUACAAUAUAAUAUACAUUUAACAUUUAUCAAAAUAAAACGUUUACAAAAUGAUUUAUAUCCUAUUCCAUACGGUUAUUGGAUAUUUAAUUAUUUUUCAUGUCCAAAUUAUAUAACAGAAAUUUUUAUUUAUUAUUCAUUUUUCAUAGCAAGUCAUCGAACAUCAGCUAUGGCAUCUUUAUUUAUAUGGAUAUUAGUUAAUCAAUCUUUAUCAGCUUUAUUAAAUCAUCAAUGGUAUUAUCGACAUUAUAAAAAAUUAUAUCCAUCGAAUAGAUAUGCAUUGAUUCCAUUUAUUCUUUAA